AUUGAUGGAAUGGGCAGAGAUUCUCACGCUACCAAUAUUAUACCCUCUAGUCCACUUUGGAGGCCACGUCUUCGUCGAUCUUGAUCGUUAUUAGGAUUUCAGCUGAUCUACUGAAAGUAUAGGCUAUAGCCCUGCCUCUUGACUUUAGACUUUGGAGACUCUCCAUCCCAUUAAUUCCCAUGUAGCUUUGUUGCCUAUUCCCCCACCGGAAUGUUUCGGACCUUUCACUCGCGCGUACGAAUGGCUGCCUUCCAAAUCUUCUUCUCCAUCUUCUUCUUUUUCUGCUUCUUCUUCCUUCCUCAAAUAGCAUCAAGUGCCACCAUCUGCAAACCUUCAUCUUGUGAUAGCAUCCAAACCCCGCCGGUGAAGUUUCCUUUCCGACUGAGAGGUUCUCAAGAGGAAGCGUGUGGCUAUGAUCCGGGGUUCGAUCUCUCAUGCAACAACCAAGACCAAACAAUUCUCACUCUCCCUUCCUCCGGCGACUUCGUCGUCGCAGACAUCAUAUACUCGAUGCAGUGGCUGUAUAUCAGCGACCUGGAACAGUGCAUUUUCAGACGGUUCUUGCACAACUUUAGUCUAUCGGGCUCUCCUUUCCAGUUGGGCCCAUAUCCUCCUUAUGAUCUUCAUCAGAACGCCACCUUCUACAACUGCUCGUCCAACGUGACGAAUAUGCACUUUGGAUAUAGGCCCAUCGAUUGCCUUGGUAGCGAUGACUACAAAGUCUUGAUCGCGGGUACUGGACGCGUUGAUUAUUCGCCGCCGCCGGCGUCGUGUCGGGCGAUAGGGACCGCUAUGGUUCCUUUUUUGCAAAUGGAUGAUUCGCUGUUGAUCAGGUGGGAUGAGCCCAGUUGUGAAAUAUGUGAAGAGAGCGGCGGAGACUGUGCGCGCCUGAAUGCUACGAGUCCCGAAGUCGGAUGUUAUAAUGUCGAGAGCAACAGCCAAACUGGUCUUCCAAGGAGUGCAAAGUACGGGAUAGCCGUGGGUGUUGGAGUGCCCGGAGCAUUGUGUGUGAUUGGGCUCCUGGGUUACCUAUUUGGGCUUGUGAGGGCACAUACUCGAAGUAGACGCCCCUCUAACACAGAAAGUUCCACCUCAAUGAUUCCGCAACGAAUCGUUUUUGCAACCGGACUUGAUGGGCCCACAAUAGAAUCAUAUCCCAAGACUUUGCUCGGUGAGAGCCGGCGAUUACCAAAGCCCAAUGACAACACUUGCCCCAUAUGCUUGUCGGAGUACCUGCCCAAGGAAGAGCUAAGAACUAUACCGGAGUGCAAUCACUAUUUCCAUGUUAAUUGCAUAGAUGCUUGGCUGAAAAUGAACGCAACCUGCCCUAUAUGCCGGAAGUCGCCCGAUGGGUCCGCUCUAACUACCCCUUGGUCGACAUCUUCGUCCUCGUCGUCUUUAUUAGAAGUAUGAAACCGUUUAUCACGUUCUCAUUGUAUAAUGUAUAUAAUGUGUUUUGAGUUAAGUAGAGGGAUUGAGUACUGAUUUGGUUGAGUUAUAAAAAGGUGGUUGUUUACAUUUGUUUGAUGAAUAUAUAUAGAGUUUUGCUA
This is a messenger RNA of Carya illinoinensis, 1550 nucleotides long. RefSeq names its product putative RING-H2 finger protein ATL21A. The record is from RefSeq and is a predicted model, not a curated record. The transcript has 2 exons. Gene Ontology annotation, molecular function: polysaccharide binding. Lineage: Eukaryota; Viridiplantae; Streptophyta; Magnoliopsida; Fagales; Juglandaceae. Bases 211 to 1413 code for a protein of 400 amino acids.